Molecule: messenger RNA, 411 nt
Organism: Spirometra erinaceieuropaei
Lineage: Eukaryota; Metazoa; Platyhelminthes; Cestoda; Diphyllobothriidea; Diphyllobothriidae
Source: the annotation of a GenBank genome assembly
AUGGCUGUAAAUGAGAGUAUUUGUCAACGCGACUGUGAGCUCUACACCGCGGAGGCAAAAUCGCCAAACCUAUCGACAGCGAGGACAGUCAACAUUGCAGAGGAAGAAAUGAGGACUGCUCAAAUGCUUUACCCCAUACGCGCCGAGCGCCAAACGUCGAAUCAGCUGAUUGAACUGCAGACAGCCAUUGUGCGCCAGACAAGGAGGCUUGUUGAGGCGGGUCGUCAGCAUGGCACCGAAGACAUUGAACUUCUGCUGAAUAUUGAGGCCUUGGAGAGGGAAGCGGGACGUCUACGGCAACAAGUGGACAAAAUAGACGCGAUGGUUGAGGCAAAAAAACUGGAGUCCAAGAAAAUGCGUGCCAAAAUUAGACAUCUUCAGUCGAAACAGAGUCAUCAGCCCGUAGAAUAA